Messenger RNA from Rhinocladiella mackenziei CBS 650.93, 972 nucleotides. Its product is annotated as cytochrome c1, heme protein, mitochondrial. The transcript is spliced from 4 exons. Gene Ontology annotation, molecular function: heme binding; electron transfer activity. Lineage: Eukaryota; Fungi; Ascomycota; Eurotiomycetes; Chaetothyriales; Herpotrichiellaceae. The coding region runs from base 1 to 972 and encodes 323 amino acids. Gene Ontology annotation, biological process: mitochondrial electron transport, ubiquinol to cytochrome c. The record is from RefSeq and is a predicted model, not a curated record.
AUGUUGGCCGUGUCGGCAAUCCGCAGGACCUCGUUGAGGUUAGCUGCACGAAACAUUGUUCGGAAGACGACCACACGUGCUGCAUCUUCGAGCUCCACCGAGACCACCACGUCCUCUCCCUUUUACAUUACCGCAACCGCUUCUGCCGCCACGGCAGCUGCAAUAGGCUCAAUUGCCUGGUAUUACCAUCUUUAUGGUCAAGAGGUCUUCGCGAUGACACCGGCGGAAGAAGGGUUACAUCCGGCACAAUAUCCUUGGGAGCACCAAAAAUGGACCAAGACAUUCGACCAUGCAGCGUUACGAAGGGGUUUCCAGGUCUACCGUGAAGUUUGCGCCGCAUGUCACUCACUCUCACGAGUCCCCUACCGGUCAUUUGUCGGAGUUAUGAUGACGGCCGAUGAAGCCAAGGCCCUCGCUGAGGAAAAUGAGUAUGACACCGAACCCAAUGACGAAGGCGAGAUUGAGAAACGCCCCGGGAAACUGUCCGAUUACAUGCCAGCGCCAUACAAGAACGAUGAAGCCGCUCGAGCUGCCAACAAUGGUGCUCUACCCCCAGAUUUAUCACUGAUGGUGAAGGCUCGUCACGGCGGAUGCAACUAUGUCUUCAGCUUGCUGACCGGAUAUCCGGAAGAACCACCGGCUGGCGCGGUCGUUCAGUCUGGUUUGAACUUCAACCCUUAUUUUCCUGGCACCGGCAUUGCCAUGGCUCGUGUCUUGUAUGAUGGAUUGGUCGAAUACGAAGAUGGCACGCCUGCUACAACGUCCCAGAUGGCCAAGGAUGUGGUUGAAUUUUUGAACUGGGCCGCCGAACCGGAGAUGGACGAGCGCAAGAAAAUGGGCAUCAAGGUUCUGAUCAUCACCACCGCUUUGUUUGCCUUGAGUGGUUGGAUCAAGCGUUACAAGUGGGCUCCUAUCAAGACUCGAAAGAUAAUCUACAACCCGCCUGUAGGAACCGGCAAGCCUAGGCUUUGA